Lotus japonicus is the source of this 3538-nucleotide messenger RNA. RefSeq lists its product as uncharacterized. NCBI's taxonomy places the organism in Eukaryota, Viridiplantae, Streptophyta, Magnoliopsida, Fabales, Fabaceae. The transcript has 13 exons. Bases 69 to 2105 code for a protein of 678 amino acids. The record is from RefSeq and is a predicted model, not a curated record.
AUUUUUUCGUUUUUCUGUUUUUCUCUAAUGGGCAAAGACUACUCAUAUACUAAUUUGUGAGCCAGGAAAUGUCUCCGACCGCUGAACUGCGGUGGCUCUGCCGCCUGGUCGACGAGUCUCUCCGCCCCUCCACGAAACCACAAGCGUGCGUCUCGAUUACCAGAGAGAAGGAGAACGAAAUUCUGAUAGCUUCUUCUGAGGUCGUGAAUAAAAUUCAGCUGCGGGUUCGUGAAUUUGAUUCUGUUCCAAACAAAGAUGAAUCAUGCAGUUCAGAGAAACACUGUUCUGUUCAUCAAUGUCUUCCUAAAAUCAUAACCGAAAUGGUGAUUUUGCUGUCUGUUAAGAGUGAAUUUGUUCAACAUGUUACUGUCAAAGCUCUUGUUUUAACUUCACAGUUUGUUUUCACCACGGGGAACAAUUGGAAUGAGUUCAUAAAUUUUUUGUGUUGUUCCUGGGAAAUGGUAUUGGCUAGAAUACUAUCGUCUUCAGCGGAAAGUAGUGACUUUGAUUUUCUGAUGCAAUGUGGGUUGACGAAUUGUGAUUGGUCUACUGUGACUGGCAUCACUCAAGCGAUGCGUGUUAUAUGUAAGCAUUUGAAGGAGGACUAUGAUGAUGAGGUUGUCAAAGUGUUCUAUGACUCUGUCGAUUCUUGUCUUUUGAAAAUGCCUUGGGAUUUGUUGGAUGAGUAUUGGAGUUGUGACAUUGGUAGCAUGGAGAGAAGCUCUUCAAUGAAUCAACUGAACCUUAAGGAUGUCAGUGGUAUGGAGCCUAGAAUCAAGUUUCUUGGGACUUUGCUUCAGUUACUGUGUUCUUUGGUUGACCGGGAUGAUUUUGUGGAAACUGGUUGUGAUUCUGCUGACGAACAUCCGCUUUUUAUCACAAUAAUGAAUCUUAUACCGAGACUUGUAAAGUGGAGUCUCAGCAAGCAAGAAGAUGGAGCUGAGACAUGCAUCAUUCAUUACUUGAAACACAAGUCACUGAUUCUGAUGAUCAGGCUUGGCUCAAUCUCCUGUGUAAACUGUUUGGUCCAUCUUUCCUGGUUUGAACUUCUUCAUAACUACUUUCAAGAGCUUCUGGGAGAACCCUUAACUCAAUAUCAGUCUGAUCAAGGUGAUGUUCUGGAGGGCUCUCCAUUUUUAUUGAGUUUGUCGAAUGGACAGGCGUGUGGAAUGCAUUUCAGCCACCUACAAAGACAAGCUAUUUUCCUCUUACUGGCUUGUUCUUUCAGUUUGAUCAGUCAAAGAGGCUUAAAUGCAGACAACUGUAAUCGUUCAACUAUGUGCUCACGUUUUACCACAAGCCCAGAUUCAGAGCUUGAUGAUUUCUGCCGAAAAAAGGGAUUGCUGGAGCUUUACAAGUGGAUUCAAGGACAUCUUCCAACUGAGAUCUCUAUCCAGCAUGGAAAGUACAUGGAGAUAUGUAUGAACUUCAUGUCAUCUUUUCUCCAGCUAUUCCUUCGUGAGGAUGAUCUGUUGUUUGAAGUGCUUUUGGAACUGAUUAGCAUAUCAUCUUGUCUCCAGCAAGAGACUGAAAGAAAGGAUGCUGCACAUCUGGAUGUAAAGAAAGAUUUUUCUUUUGAUCUGUCAGACAUUUUUAAUCCUGUGCGCCUUUUCCACCUGUUUCUUUCAGAGAUACAUUACGAUCACCAAGUGCUUCUUGACUACCUCAUUUCAAAAGAUAUUGGAAUAUGCUGUGCUAAGUAUCUUCUAAGAUGCAUGAAUUUGAUAUGCAACUCAUGGAAGUUAUUCGUGGAAUUUCCAUUCUCUGAAGAAUUUUUAUACCAAUCAUCUUGCAAGAGAAGAAAAGUUCCAGGGGAUGGUCAGCAGUUUCUGGCAGAUGGAAUGCCUUCUUCAGUUGACAAAAAUGAAAGUAUCAUAUUGCAUAUGAAGAAUUCUACAGAAGAAGGUGAAUAUGGCUUCAAGCACUAUGAUAUCAAACCAUUCAACAAAGCUUCAGAGUGCUUACUAUCUUUGAACAAUUCUAUUGUAAAUCUUCACCAAAAGAACUUGUUUCCUUAUAAUCCGGAAGCACUUUUGAAACGUCUAAGAAGAUUUCAAGAGUUCUGCUGUCAGGAAAAGGGAUUCCAUGGGCAGAAAACCGAGUAACUAUCUAAAAUGCAUGAACGUUGUGGAAGCUCUGCUAUUUAGCGUUUACUGAUGGUUAUUGAACUGCAGAUUUGGGUGGUGGUGGCAUAGAUGGACAGAAAGGAGAGAAAUUUUAUGCUGGCUCAGAGCGGUGUGGCCUUGCGGGUAUAAGAUGGCUACUUCAAUGUUAUUGGGGGGCCUUGGUGCCACAGCUCAAGAAAUAGCUGCUACUGGGUUCUAACUUGUCAUGUUGUUCAUCCCAAUCUUUCGUAUUCUAUGAUUUGUGGUUCCAUACUUGUAUGCUAUCUCGGUGGAGAAUCUGAUGAAUGGCGUGGAUAAAGUAUGCAGAUGAUCUAGAGUUGCUGUGUAUUUCACAGCUUUCAUGCUUGGUUUCUACCACUUUUAUCUUCAACUUGUAAAGGGUGUCUUUCUUGUGGAUGAUUUUAUCUUUGUGGGUGGAGUUUGCAUUCUUGUUCCUCCAAAUAAGUAGGUCGUGCGGUACAAGACCACAUGUGAAAGGUACCAAUCUCCUUCAAGUUGUCGUCUUAAUAACAAUAAGACCCCCACAUCGGAAUUCGAUAAGUUUCAUUUAUUCAUUACAUGAAUUUAAACAAGAAAAACAAGAAUACAACCUGAUAUGCAAAUUCUUACAAUUUUUUUUUCUUUUCAAAAUGCGUCCUGUCUCCAGGUUUAAAAGGAGAGAUUCUUGUAAUUCGAUCACACAAGUCGAAUUCAAACACAACAAUAAAACCAAGCUUCCUUCAUGAAUUUAAUUUGCAUAUUUAGUAGCUAUCUGCAGGAGAGAAUCGCUUAGUUCUUGUGGCUUGCAGAGCAUAGGCAUAUGAUCUGCGCCUUUCAUCUCUAUCACUUCAUUGAUUCCCGCAUUUUGGAUCAUCCAGAGUUGAAAUUUCAAAGUGAUUGUAAGGUCCUCAGUGCAGAUAAUAAAAACACGUGGAACUAAUCCAUAUCCUUGUUUGAACAUGUUCUUUUGCUGAAUCAUGUCUUCCACAAAGAGUGACCCUGUCCUCAUUAAAGCCUUGGCCAAUUCAUGAUCCUGCAAAAUCCGAUCCUUAUAUUAUUAUUAUUAUUUGGGGACUAAAAAUACUAGGCCUUAUUAUUUCUUGCAGAAAAUGGAGUCCAAACAUGUCAUUUUUCAACCAGCAUUAGUCAGCAUGAGACAAAGGUCUAUGUAAUUAAUGUAGUUACCUCAGCCGGGGAGAGUUGGUAGAGCUUGGUGACUAGGAAUUUAGGACCAAAGACUAUUGAUUUUUUGUUUCCACAUGGCAAGAAUUCAGUGUCCAACCAAUCAGCUGCUGGGAUACUGUUAAACUGUUGAAGUUGAAAAGAAAUAGAGAAGAUAAGUGUAAUUCUCUCACUCAUUUUCCCCAUAGGAUAAAAUGUAAAGAUAUACUCCAAUGUCAUGUUUAUAAAUUUACAAAACUUUUGGUAAUUCA